GAUGUAAAGAUCAGGACAGAGGUUUCUCAUCAGACGCAGUUUAUUUCGGGCGACUCUGACGUCAAGAGACAACACGUUUCAUUCAACAAGCAAGAAACUAAGUUAUUUAUAACCCGCCGCAUCUUCAGGUUGUGAUCCUUGAGUGCGCAGUGAAAGGAAUACUCCCCAUUGGACUGAUGUAGCGCGCCUCCGUAACAAAAAGCCACACAGCUCGUCAUCAUGCGCUCACGGUGACAGAGAGGGGACGGCGCACUGUAACCUAAACUGGGACGCGUCGAUGCGAGCUGCCGCGGCUGGGAAAUAAGGAACAGCUACCGCGACAAACUUUGUGUUUUUGAAUCGCUUAUUUGCACCCUCCUCCAUGUAUCAUCCUUCUUACAUGGCACCGGGCACUUUGAACAUGGAGAGACUCUUCUCUGAGCAGGUCUGUGAGCUCUAAGUCCAACCCUGGGAAGGCCCGCCACAGGUCGGGGAGAUGGCAGACAUUUUGGAGCUGCGCACAGAUGGGAACUCUCUCCUCAAGGCGGUGUGGCUCAAACGCUUGAGGCUCACCAGGCUCCUGUUGGAAGGAGGUGCGUACAUCAACGAGAGCAACGAACGGGGAGAGACGCCCCUCAUGGUGGCCUGCAUGUCGACGCAUUCCGACCAGCAAAGCGUGAGCAAGUCGAAGCUUGUCAAGUAUCUGCUGGACAACCAAGCGGACCCCAACAUACAGGACAAGGCGGGCAGGACGGCCUUGAUGCAUGCCUGCAUCCAUAAGGCCGGACACGAGGUGGUGGAUCACCUGCUGAGCAACGGCGCAGACCCCAGUCUGGAGGACAGGAGCGGGGCCUCGGCUCUAGUCUAUGCCAUCAACGCCGACGAUAAGGAGACGUUGAAAUUGCUUUUGGAUGCAUGCAAAGCAAAAGGAAAGGAAGUAAUCAUAAUCACUACAGACAAGUCGCCGUCCGGCACUAAAACCACCAAGCAGUAUCUGAACGUGCCCCCGUCUCCAGGGUUGGUCGAGAGGUCGUCUCCAGAAUACUGCGCCUCUCCCUCUGACAUCAGCGUCACCGCGUCGUCGCCGUCUGAGCAGGAGCAACAAAACACCGUCUUCAGUUUCCAGACAAAGCUGAAAACCUCGGUCGCGGCGGCGAAGCUCACAAACGGGCCCACCUCUCCAACCCGCCGGCCCGCCAACCCGAAGAGAGCGCGUCUGCCUCAGCUGAAGCGGCUGCAAUCAGAGCCCUGGGGCCUGAUUGCGCCCUCCGUCCUGGCUGCUGCGGCGGCCGCCCACGAGGAGAGCAAGAAAGCCAGCUCUGAUGAGGACGUGGUUGCCGGGGUGAACGGGCUCUCUCUGAGCAAGAGGUCCACUUUGUCCCGACAGAGCAGCGUGGACGGGAAGGACAGCCUAUUCCCACUGGUGGGGGAGCAGCCGUGCAAAAUGACAACCUCGUUAUCAGUCCCGCCGACGUCCAAGCCGUCGUACGAGAGAUCUCUUGGGCAGCACCAGCCGCUGGCCCGGCGCAGCACCGUGCCUGCGGAGCAGGAGAACGGCAGCGGCGGACAGGUCAGCCUCAGAGACACGUUGCACAGGAGACGCCUCGGAAAUGAUCACUAUGACUCAGACUCGCAGCUCUACUCAGACUCUGCCAUGUCAGACUCUCCCAAAAUCCCCGUGGAGCGCAGGAAACUAAACACUUCUCCGCUCGCGAUGCUCACCAGUUCCAGGGAAUCUCUUGACAGCAACGCCAGCACGUCCUCUCCGAGCACGGCGCGGAGACGUGCGCCUGGCCUCCUGGAGAGGAGGGGCUCUGGCACACUGCUGUUGGACUACAUCUCCCACACCAGGCCUGGCCACCUGCCCCCCCUCAAUGUCAACCCGAACCCACCCAUUCCUGAUAUUGGGGCCAGCAACAAACCCUCCUCCCCUCUUUCAACAGGUAUUAAAUCCUUAGCCCCGGUAGCACCAAACACACCAAAGACAGGAGGUCUCAAGUCAAAGAAGAAACUGGUGAGAAGGCACUCUAUGCAAGUGGAGCAGAUGAAACAGCUUUAUGACUUUGAGGAGCCUCCUCAUUAGUUAGUCAUGGCAUUAAUGCAGCAAACACUGGGGUAGUAGAAGCGAAAGCGCCCUACAAUGGCAGGAAGUACAUCCAUAGGGUUUAGCGGUGGGUACACGCGGCUAUCUCAAUGUUGAAUAAUGUAUAAUUUAUCAAAAAUAAAUCCAGAUAAAUAUAUAUUGAAUUUAAGCAAUAUAGAUAGAGUUCUUUCCUGUGUCACGCCCAGCUUAAGGAUUAUUGUCUUUUGACUUUAUAACUGCUCCUGUACAUGUAUUACUUUUGAGCGUAAAUGCCAAGAUGUGGUACCUUUUUCUCAAAACUCUCUUUUACAGGAUGUGUGUCAUUUGUAGGGAACAUAACGGGGUUUAUUUGUAGCCUAGCGGGCCACUUGGGUGCACUUUGUGCGUAUGAAAUUAGCACCGUUAACGGACUUUCUCUGGAAAAGACAAAGGAGCGAUGCACUUCUUUGAGAUGUA
Fundulus heteroclitus (mummichog) is the source of this 2518-nucleotide messenger RNA. It is a transcript of the gene ankrd34c, whose product is annotated as ankyrin repeat domain 34C. Gene Ontology annotation, molecular function: protein binding. The record is from RefSeq and is a predicted model, not a curated record. Lineage: Eukaryota; Metazoa; Chordata; Actinopteri; Cyprinodontiformes; Fundulidae. The transcript has 2 exons. Bases 476 to 2062 code for a protein of 528 amino acids.